GAUCCAUUUGUUCGGUUAAAUUUAGAACUACACACCCAACCAAGCACGCCGGUUUGUUUACAAUUUUAGUUUUUGGGUGUGUGAAGCAUAAGGAUGAUACGGGUAUCCAUUCCAAGCUACCAGAAAGUAGAAGGAAAUGGUGACAGCUAUACAGCUUACAGAGUUGAUGUGUUCCAGAGUGGCAGUUACCAUACCUUACACAAGAGGUACUCAGAGUUUGAAGAACUGCAUAAGCAGUUGAAGAAAAUUAUAGUCACACCAGAAUUUCCACCAAAAAAAGUUCUUAAAUUUAAUCAGAAGAUUGUGGAACAAAGACGUGUUGCCUUAGAAGCAUAUCUUCAGGGUAUUUUAGAGGGUGAGACAAUACCGAGGUCAUUUUUGAAAUUUUUAGAUGUACAUCUUCCACGAUCUGGAAGUUUUGAUUCAUUGGAUGUAGGACUUUCAGAACCAACAGUGACUCACCAGCCCAUGAUUGGAUUUACCAAAGACUCAUUUCUUCAACAAAAUUACAGAAGUGUUCUGCCUGAUAUUGUGUCUCAGGGAGUACAAAAUGGUUUGUAUUCAUUCCAUCAAGAAGAUUUUCUAGGACUUGUGAGAUGACAUCCAGAUGUUUAAAACAGAAAUCAAAUGUACAGGAAGUAUGAACUUGUGAGGCAGCUACCACAUUUUCUUGAAAAGAAAUAAAAGAGUUAGAUCAAUAUACAGCCUCCACUUAGAUCCUAGACUUGUAGGAUAUGCAGUUUAAGAUACCACAGGGAUUGUCCUUAAUAAAGUUAAUUAAAUGAAAUAUUGUUCAAAUUAGCCAGAAGAAUUGCAAAAUGUAUAUUAUAGAUAUUGUGCAUGUAACUCGAUUGCGUGGAAACUUUAUCACAGAGAUUUAUAAUAAAAUUAACAUAGUUUCAGUCAGAGCUGACACAUUGAAAUAAUUUGUAAAAGUAUUUGAUUGUAUUUUCCUGAAUUACCUUCCUAAGAAUUAAUUUUAUAAUGAUAUUAUAAUGCUUUAGAAAGUAAUCAGGGUUGGCCGGUAUUUCCCAGGGGCGAGAAUUCCCACUGGUAUUUACCGGGGAUUCCCGUCCUGGGAAAUACUCCUAAAAUUGCAAAAAGUAGUAAUACUGGGAAAUAGUGGGAAAUACUGCAAAAAUGGCUUCAUGGCCACAUUUAAAGAAGUCUUUGCUGUCUCCCGACCCUACUUUUUAAAGUUGGGUAGGUAGGUAGGCAGUUAUUUAUUUAUUUAUUUUUUUUUGUGAGGGGAUUACACUUCUACCAGUAGACAGUAGAUAUGUGAUCGUUUCUUACAGAAUAUUUCUUCUGUAAAAAUAAGACAAAUCUGUAUAACAUUAUGUUGUAUAAAAGGAUGAAAUUAAAUAAUACAAUUUAAACUUUCUUACUUUUUAUUUUGCUUACUUGAAAUAUAUUCGGCAUUUCUCAUAUCGCAACUUAAAAAAAAACUUUGACCAGCAUUGUCCAAUAAAAACUUUUUAAGCGGGUAGGUAGGGAGACAGCAAACAAACAUACUUUUAAUUUUGGCCCAAAUACAAAAGAAAAUGAUGUAUAAUUUGACAAAAACAUCAAAUUAAUGAGUGAUAUACUUCACCAUUGAGAAAUGGACUUUCAAUUUUACAUAGUUCAUCCAUCAUCAGGCUCAACAGGACCUAUCACUAAUGGUGAUGAAUACCCACAGACAGGGCAACAGGGGUAUUGAAAAUAUGAUACAUUACAUUUGUAUAUUGUACAGAGUGAAAAUGUAUAAAGAUGCACAAAAAAUGUUGUGCAAAACUGUAUAAGAUCUCCAAAUUUCAUUGCUGUACCUUAAAAAGAGGAAAGUAGGUCAGUAGGUCAAAAUAAAGGUCACUGAAAGUAAGUCAAAAUCAAGGUCACUGAAAAUCAGUUUUGAGAUAUGUGUUCAAAACUGUACAAGAAGUCCAAAUUUUAUGGCAAUAUCUUAGAAAAGAAGAAAGUAAGUCAGUAGGUCAUGGUCAAGGGACCAUGUAAUUACUAAGGGUCAUUAACUAGUUAGACUUAACAGCAUGUGAAAUAUGUUAGAAAAUAAUUGAAGUUUUUUCCAAUAUAACUCUAUUCAUAUUUGAAACUAAUAAAGGGCCAUAACUUCGUGAAAUAAACAUUCAAAUGGAACGUGCUUCGCACAUGCUCAACUACACUUGGUACCGAUGCUAAUAAUUAUGUCUCCCACCACACAGUGGUGUGGGAGACAUAUUGAUUUACUCCUGUCUGUGUGUGUGUGUCUGUCACAAAUCUUGUCCGCACUCUGAGUCAAACAUUUCUCAUCCAAUCUUCACCAAACUUGAAUAAAAUGUGUUUGCCAAUAAGUCCUCGGCCAAUUUCCAUAACUAGCCAAAUCGGCCCAGGCACUUUGGAAUUAUGGCCCUUGAAACUUGUUUUUGAUAAUCAAAGCACUGAAAAUCUAGUAAGGCAGUUGAGGUCUUGGUGCAUGGUUGACACAAAUACUACUAUUCAGAUGAUUACGCAGUUGUGGGAGACAUGCGCUUUUCUCAAAAGCAGCUCUAGUAACAAGGUUUGAUAAAAGUCUGGCAUACAAUGACUGAGAAAUAGUGUGGACAAAUUUUUUUCUUAUACAAUGGAAUGUGCUUUGCACAUGCACAACUUGACUUGGCACCAAUGAUA
Mercenaria mercenaria is the source of this 2643-nucleotide messenger RNA. RefSeq names its product sorting nexin-24-like. Bases 94 to 600 code for a protein of 168 amino acids. Gene Ontology annotation, molecular function: phosphatidylinositol phosphate binding. Lineage: Eukaryota; Metazoa; Mollusca; Bivalvia; Venerida; Veneridae. The transcript has 6 exons. The record is from RefSeq and is a predicted model, not a curated record.